Messenger RNA from Peromyscus maniculatus bairdii (prairie deer mouse), 1539 nucleotides. It is a transcript of the gene Cops8, whose product is annotated as COP9 signalosome subunit 8. Gene Ontology annotation, biological process: COP9 signalosome assembly; protein deneddylation. The record is from RefSeq and is a predicted model, not a curated record. NCBI's taxonomy places the organism in Eukaryota, Metazoa, Chordata, Mammalia, Rodentia, Cricetidae. Gene Ontology annotation, cellular component: COP9 signalosome.
CACGUCAUCGCGGGCGCGACGCCCCGAGGGCCAGCUUGGGCUUUGGUCUGGCGGGGCGGUGGCGGCGAGAGCGGCCGGGAAGAUGCCAGUGGCGGUGAUGGCGGACAGCGCCUUCAGUUUCAGAAAGCUGCUGGAUCAGUGCGAGAACCAGGAGCUCGAGGCUCCUGGAGGAAUUGCCACACCACCAGUGUAUGGUCAACUUUUAGCUUUGUAUUUGCUCCAGAAUGACAUGAAUAAUGCAAGAUAUCUUUGGAAGAGGAUACCACCUGCUAUAAAGUCUGCAAAUUCUGAACUUGGGGGGAUUUGGUCAGUUGGACAGCGAAUCUGGCAGAGAGAUUUCCCUGGGAUCUAUACCACCAUCAACGCCCACCAGUGGUCAGAGACUGUGCAGCCAAUCAUGGAAGCCCUUAGAGAUGCAACGAGGAGACGCGCCUUCGCCCUGGUCUCUCAAGCCUACACCUCCAUAGUCGCCGAUGACUUCGCAGCCUUUGUCGGGCUUCCUGUGGAGGAAGCGGUGAAAGGUGUGUUGGAACAAGGAUGGCAAGCCGACUCUGCCACAAGAAUGGUUCUUCCCAGGAAGCCAGCCUCAGGAGCCCUGGACGGUUCCUUGAACCGGUUUAUUCCCCUGUCAGAGCCUGCCCCAGUUCCGCCAAUCCCCAACGAGCAGCAGCUCGCCAGGCUGACCGACUACGUGGCUUUCCUGGAAAACUGAUAGAUCACUCGGAGUUCAAGGUCCACCUUCAGACCCUGUCACUGGCAAACAGAUGUGGAGUUUUAUUCUGAGUUCACUGAACAGGGUGAGCACCUCGAUGUCCUUUGGGUGUGAUAAAAUGCACAUAGAAGAAGAAGAAGCGGAUUGUAGUGUCCUCCUCAGACACUGCUGACUGUCCUGGGAGCAGUCCUCAUUUGGUUGGAGUCAUCAGUAUUAUGCAGCCAGCCUCGAUGACUGGACUCGGAACACAAGCUGUCCUGCUUCAAGUAGCAGAGGGCGCUGUGGCACACACCACACUCUUGGAUACCACUGGCCUCUAGCUGUAGUGAUGUGCUUGGGGUUUGAGGAGGACUGUCCCCAGGCAGUGCCUAACCCACAUUGUCACUCGCACUCCGGAGAAUGUGCUCUUUCUUCCCACCCCAGAACAAGGAAUCACUGAUGUAGACUCAAAGAGCUGAGGGUGGUGAGACCAUCUCCUGGUGAGGAGCUCGUCGAUGCCACAUUUUUUUUCCCAGUAUGUGCAAGCAUCCAUUGCAUGAGGUGGAUGGUGGACAGUGAGAUGGCAGCAUUUGUGUUCCUGUGAAACUCAAGUGCUGACGUCUCCUUUCGGAAGAGGGGAGGGGCCUGGGUGCUGUGUGCUGAGGGAAGCUCCCGAGCCGGGGACAGCCCAGGCCGCCCCCCUGCUGCCAGUCCCCAUCCUGUGUAGAGAUGCUGGCUGCCUCUGUGUUGUUCCUGUGUGACAGCCCAUGAUGAUUUGAGGUGGUUGAUACAGCCCUGGUUCCUUUAGUCUGCAUUUGUUCAAUAAAUAUUUAAUUGAAUUCUUAAAA